AUGCUGCCUCUCGGACGAGUUCUGCGAUCGCGUGCGCUGCAGCAGUUACAGUUACGCUGUCAGAGCAGCAAGGCUCUAGGCGAUGCUCUGCCCAACAGCUGUGAUGUCCUGAUCGUUGGCGGCGGCGGCAUGGGAGCCUCUUCGGCAUUCUGGCUCACUUCCAAGACACGGCAGCAGGGAAAGAAGCUCAAUGUGCUGGUGGUGGAGCGCGAUCAUGCUUACACGAAGGCAUCGACUGUGCUGUCGGUGGGCGGAGUGCGGCAGCAGUUCUCACUGGCGGAAAACAUACAAAUGGGACUCUAUGGCCACGACUUCAUAGUGAAUAGCCAAAUGCAUUUGGGCGAUGUGGAUCUUUGCUUCCAGCCUCACGGCUACCUGGUCAUGGCCACCUCCAAGGGAGCCGAAAUCCUCACACAGAACUCGAAGCUGCAGAACGAAUUGGGUGCCCGCAACAAAUUACUCGGCCCGGAGGCCCUGCGCAAGCAAUUUCCCUGGCUCUCCACGGACCAAAUUGAACUAGGCUGCUAUGGCAUUGAGAAGGAGGGAUGGUUUGAUCCCUGGGCCCUGCUGAUGGGUUUCAAGAAGCAGGCGCGUUCCUUUGGCGCUCAGUUUGCCAACGGAGAAGUGAUUGGCUUCGAGUGGGAUGGCGCUGGGGCUUUGUCUGGAGCAGUGGUGGAUGCUGGCGAUGGCAUUCAACGCACCGUGAAGUUCGACACCUGCGUACUGGCGGCAGGAGCUCACUCCGGUCAGCUGGCUAGUCUAGCAAAUAUUGGCAGCAGCCACGCGAAGGAGGCACUGCUGCGAGUACCUCUACCGGUGGAGCCACGAAAGCGAUAUGUCUAUGUGUUCAGCACGCAGGGCGAGAAUUGCCCAGGCUUGGCCACGCCACUGACCAUAGAUCCCGAUGGAACGUACUUCCGACGCGACGGCCUGGGCGGUAACUUCCUCUGCGGACGCAGUCCCUGUGACGAGGAGGAGCCCAACUGUGAGACCUUAGAUGUGGAUCAUGGCUACUUUGACACCGAUAUCUGGCCCACCCUAGCAAACCGUGUGCCUUGCUUUGAGGCCGUCAAAGUGCAGAGC
Molecule: messenger RNA, 1083 nt
Organism: Drosophila guanche
Lineage: Eukaryota; Metazoa; Arthropoda; Insecta; Diptera; Drosophilidae
Product: FAD-dependent oxidoreductase domain-containing protein 1-like
Exons: 2
Cellular component (GO): cytoplasm
Molecular function (GO): oxidoreductase activity
Source: RefSeq, a predicted model, not a curated record